Messenger RNA from Daucus carota subsp. sativus, 1469 nucleotides. RefSeq names its product syntaxin-132. Gene Ontology annotation, biological process: exocytosis; vesicle fusion; intracellular protein transport. Bases 279 to 1340 code for a protein of 353 amino acids. Gene Ontology annotation, molecular function: SNARE binding; SNAP receptor activity. Lineage: Eukaryota; Viridiplantae; Streptophyta; Magnoliopsida; Apiales; Apiaceae. Gene Ontology annotation, cellular component: SNARE complex; plasma membrane; endomembrane system. The record is from RefSeq and is a predicted model, not a curated record. The transcript is spliced from 13 exons.
AUUUAAUGAAAUAUAAUCAGAUUAAUUAAUAUUUGUUUAAUGAAUUAAAGAAUCGGAAAUUUAAUAGCUCAGAAAUGAACGAGAGAACAAUGCUCGUCACAUAUGAUAGACGUCCACAUCAAACACAAACUCGUAAAAUACAAUUGUACAAACCGAACUUGCACAUAUAUACAACCCUCGCAGUUAAAAAUACGCACAUACAACGGAAAAAUAAAAAGGAGAGGAGAAAUCUUGAUUCUUGAACUAGUAAAAGCCUGUCUUCACGGAGUGUUCACUGGAUGAUCGUUUCUCUCUCACUCUCACUCUCAAAAAAUUCAGGCCAAUGCACUUUAUCUCUCUUCUUCUGCUACACUACCCACUUUUUGUUUCUUCAAAUUCUGUUACUUCCCAUUUUUAUUCUUUUCACCCUUUUUUCUUUGCCCGCAGCCAUGAAUGACCUUUUCACAGAGUCGUUUGCGGCCCCUCAGGCCCCAUCUAACGUAAGACGUGAUGUUGAAACGGGCGAAACUGAACAACGUUCAGGAGAAUUAGGCUUGGAGAACUUUCUUGAACAGGUUCAAGAGAUUGAUAAACAAUAUGAUCGGAUGAAUAGUUUACUCCAUAAACUACAGACAGCGAAUGAUGAUUCUAAGAGUGUGACAAAAGCUGAUUCGAUGAAAGCGAUCAGGCAGAAAAUGGAGAAAGACGUUGAUGAAGUCAGCCGUAUUGCUCGUUUUAUUAAAUCAAAAAUUGAGGCACUUGACCGAGAAAAUAUGGAACACAGACAGAAACCUGGAUGCGGAAGUGGAACAGCUGUGGACCGAUCAAGAACUGCGACAACAGUUUCCUUGAAGAAGAAGUUUAAAGAUAAGAUCACUGAGUUUCAGAAUCUCAGGCAAACCAUUCAUCAAGAGUAUCGAGAGGUGGUUCAAAGACGUGUUUAUACAGUGACUGGUUCAAGAGCCGAUGAUGAGACAAUUGAUAGACUGAUUGAAACUGGAGAUAGUGAACAGAUUUUCCAAAAAGCAAUUCAGGAGCAAGGGCGAGGCCAGAUAAUGGGUACCGUGGCUGAAAUUCAGGAGCGCCACAAUGCAGUCAUGGACAUAGAGAAAAAGCUUCUUGAGCUGAACCAGAUAUUUCUUGACAUGGCAGUGUUGGUAGAUUCUCAGGGAGACAUGCUUGACAAUAUAGAAAACCAUGUUACAAAUGCAGUAGAUCAUGUGCAGUCUGGCAAUAAAGCCCUGCGGAAGGCCAAGAGUUUACGGAAGAAUACAAGAAAGUGGAUGUGCGUUGGAAUCCUCAUUCUGCUCAUAGUUAUUCUUAUUGUUGUUGUAGGAGUGAUAAAGCCAUGGAAUAUGUAAAAAUGCUGCUCAACUCAUCUCUCAGACUGUAUAUUAAAGCUUCAUCGCCAGUCCUUCAAAGAUCGACUGGAAAAUUCCGGUGGAGAGUGAAUGUAUCAUUGGUCUUUAUAAACAGAAGACAAUGUCCAA